Messenger RNA from Durusdinium trenchii, 342 nucleotides. NCBI's taxonomy places the organism in Eukaryota, Dinophyceae, Suessiales, Symbiodiniaceae. The record is from the annotation of a GenBank genome assembly.
AUGCUGCUUGAGCUGGCCGCCGAAGUUUCCGAAUUUCUACCGGCAAGUCUACCAGAUCAAGACCUUUCAGCCUACCGCGCAGUGGCAAAGAAGUAUGCUCAGCUUGUGCCAAAAGAGAAGCUUUGCGAAGCAAGGGGACGGGCCUGCUUCGCGCAGCGCAAGAAACGUGAAAAGAAACAACGCAAAACUCUGCCUCCUGGGACGUCAGUGCAUUACUCGAGUUUCAUCGGCCCAUACUUCUACAAGAGCGCGGGCAGUAUCUUUUAUUGUUGGUGGGAAUCUUGCGGCUUUAUUUUUUCCUUUGAGCAAGAUCUUUGUCAUGACUGCUGGACCCCAUAUUAG